Messenger RNA from Nicotiana tabacum (common tobacco), 1578 nucleotides. NCBI's taxonomy places the organism in Eukaryota, Viridiplantae, Streptophyta, Magnoliopsida, Solanales, Solanaceae. The record is from RefSeq and is a predicted model, not a curated record.
AUGGAGGAAGAGGAGCACCUGCGUGUGCGCAAAAGCGAAAUCCUUGGGCGCAGGGGCGGUCCUAUGCGCAGAUACGCGUUCAGUGGUCGCACCUGCGAUUGCGCAAGAGCGGAUGUUCCGCAGCAUAUUGGGAGAUAUGGAGCUCGGAUUGAAGUGAUUUUUGAAGCGAUUUUCAUCACAUGGUUUGGGUUUCUAGCCGUUCGGAGUUCAAACACCAGACGGCGAAAUGAAAUGAUGAGGCUUCUUGUAACAACCUUCGCUGGAGUUGUGCUUGUAAUCUGCUUGUAUAUUUCAAUUUUGCAGUUGAACUUACCUUCUAAUCUUUUCGGAUUAAUUGAUCUCUCUUUCAUUGAGGGCAAGCAUUCAGGCCUCUCAACCCAAGAUCUAUUAAAUGCCUGGUCUUCCCUGAGGAGCCACAGAGGCAAUUCACACAAGCAUAAUGACACAAAGAUUUGGGUUCCAUCAAAUCCUCGAGGUGCUGAGAGGCUACCACCGGGUAUCACUGCAUCUGAGUCUGAUCUUUAUCCUCGAAGGUUGUGGGGCCUACCCCGUGAGGACUUGAUUAUCAAACCUGGGUAUCUUGUCUCCUUUGCAGUUGGCUACGAGCAGAAAAAUAACAUCGAUGUGGCAGUCAAAAAGUUUUCAGAGAAUUUUACCUUUAUUUUGUUUCACUAUGAUGGUCGAACAAGUGAAUGGGAUGAUCUUGAGUGGUCCAAGCGGGCUAUCCAUGUUAGUACACGAAAACAAACUAAAUGGUGGUACGCAAAACGCUUUCUGCAUCCAGACAUUGUAGCACCGUAUGACUAUAUAUUCAUCUGGGAUGAAGACUUGGGGCUUGAGAAUUUUGAUGCGGAGGAAUAUAUAAAGUUGGUGCAGAAACAUGGUUUGGAUAUUUCGCAGCCUGGUGUAGCAUCAAACAUUGAGUUGGCAUGGCGGAUGGCAAAAAGACGUAAUGACACUGAAGUCCACAAGGAAACGGAGGAAAGACCUGGCUGGUGCACUGAUCCGCAUUUGCCACCAUGUGCAGCAUUCGUUGAGAUCAUGGCACCUGUUUUCUCUCGAGAGGCAUGGCGGUGUGUUUGGUAUAUGAUCCAGAAUGACUUGGUCCAUGGAUGGGGUCUUGAUUUAGCUCUCAGGGAAUGUGUGGAACCAGCACAUGAAAAGAUAGGAGUUGUAGAUUCUCAGUGGAUUGUGCAUCAGACUGUUCCUUCACUUGGGAACCAGGGACAAGCAGAGCAGGGCAAAGCACCUUGGGAAGGGGUAAGAGAAAGGUGUAAAAGAGAAUGGGCAAUGUUCAAAGAGCGUAUGGCUGCUGCAGAGAAAGAUUAUUACAAGGCAAAAGGGAAUUGAUCCCCUUAAUUCUAUAUCUCAUUAGGUGGUAAAUCACAUGAUUAGGAUGCCAGACACUUCUUUAUGGAUUUUAGUUAUAGGCACUAACAGUUUUAAAGAUGUUUUACACUGUUAGUAGUUACUUACCAUUUCUGUUAGUAGUUACCAUUUUUAUUAGCUUACCAAUAAAUGCUUUUACUUGUAAUUUACCUUGUAAACGACCUGCUUGUGUAAAUAUAUUUCACAUUG